This is a messenger RNA of Leucoraja erinaceus (little skate), 6861 nucleotides long. RefSeq names its product signal-induced proliferation-associated 1-like protein 2. NCBI's taxonomy places the organism in Eukaryota, Metazoa, Chordata, Chondrichthyes, Rajiformes, Rajidae. The coding region runs from base 751 to 5973 and encodes 1740 amino acids. The record is from RefSeq and is a predicted model, not a curated record. Gene Ontology annotation, molecular function: protein binding; GTPase activator activity. Gene Ontology annotation, biological process: activation of GTPase activity; regulation of small GTPase mediated signal transduction. Gene Ontology annotation, cellular component: cytoplasm. The transcript is spliced from 23 exons.
UGCGAGGAGCGGCAAGUCAGCGGGCGGAACAUCGGUCGUCAGGUUGUGUUGAGGUGUAGGAGAAUGUGAAAAGUUUCCAGCCUGCUGGCCGCAGGAAAAGGAGGAGGAGGUGGUGGAGGUGUUGCUGCUGCAAAGGCCGGUUGGAGCAGCAGCGGACUUUGGAUGCGCUGGCGGUUCCAUGGUGUGGAUUGUGCGGGACUGAGUUCUCACUCGUGCACGUGCGGCUCGGCUCGACGGUUGUCAGGGAUUAUGAAAAUGGUGCUGCUACAUAUUUUGUGAUCAAGACGUUAUAAUGAUUUGUGCCUCUGCUUUCCGGAAAAUUGACGGUAACACUGCUUCAAUGUGGGUUGUAGGAUAUGAAGUUUGAGCAACACCAGUGUGAAUUCAGAUUAAUAACCAACAUUCACCUCUGAAACAUUGUGUAGCCCAUCACUGCUUUGAGCUGCUGCUUCACUGCAAGUUUUGAUGAAAAUGAGUGAUGUGCAGUUUUCACAAACUGAACACUGAUGCAAAAAGGAUACAGGAUGCACAACUCUGACUACAAAUCUUGUUGAUUUCAUCCAGGUGUUUUUUUAAUAAUUGGGCGUGGAAGAUGGUAUACCUGAAUAUUCAAACUGCAGCUAUUACGGGUAUCUUAAUUUAAAAAGAAUCAUUCUUCCCAGUUUAUGUACGUUACAUCCCAUCAUUCACUAUACGGUGAUGAACUGGACUUGACUCAUCUCCAAUUAAGAAUGGUUGCUUGGUUUCUGGAUGGAUAUGAAUGAUAAAAAACUAGCACACGAAGAACAGUGUCAUUCCAGUGGUGCUCCAGGGUUCUCAGUGGAAUCUAUUAUAAGUAUGCAGUCUGAUGAUUUAUUUACUAGAAAAUACAAAGUCUUUAAUGGUAACAUGGGACCUCCCAUUCCUUGUGGUACACCCUGCAAAUCAGAUAGCAUUAGUCAGAUUAAUGGAACACCUGCUGUACCAAAGAUGGGCGUCAGGGCAAGAAUCUCCGAGUGGCCUCCAAAGAAAGACUAUCCACAAGAAGGAACAAGUAGUAACUUAAUGUCAUGGGAUAGUAGAUCAUUAGCCAGUUAUGAUACCCUAUCCAUAAUGCGAGCCAGUCAGAAUGGACAGAAUGACCAAUGCAUUGAAGGUCUAGCUGAGGAGACGACGGACAUUACUGAGGACUUGGAUUUUGCAGAGGCUGGAUAUGUUUUUGGAGACCUCUUCAGCAGGUCCCCACAAAGGGGGCUUCACCCAAUAAGGCAGAGAAGCAACAGUGAUGUUACAAUCAGUGACAUAGAUUCUGAAGAUGUUCUCGAUCAGAAUGCUGUAAACCCUAACACGGGUGCUGCUCUUCAUCGUGAGUAUGGAAGCACUUCUUCAAUUGAUUGCCAAGGUAUCACUGGUGACAGUUUCUUUGCGAUGCUUAGAGGGUAUAGAGGUGAAAGCGUAGAACAGAGGAGUCCUGGCCCACUUGGGUUUGAUGAUCUGUUGCGCUCUGACUCUGGAAUAUCUCCCAGCCUGCAAGCAGCGGCUCGCAUUUCACGGGCUGAUUUUGUCAGGAUUUCUGGAUUUGAUUAUAUUGACAGCCCACUUUUCUUUUGUAAAGACAAGGAUAAGUCAUUCAAACGGAGGCUGAAACCUGAAACAAUUGAGGCAUCUCUCUUUAGAAAAUUGAGAACUGCAAAAAGUGAACAUGACGCAUUAAAGUUCUCUUUUGAACAAGAAGAAAACAGAUUGGAGAAAAACAACCAAUUAUGGAUGUGUCAUAAAUGCUUUGCACACUAUGAUGUCCAGAGCAUUCUGUUUAAUGUGAAUGAAGCAAUGGCAAACAGAGCUAAUGUGGGGCAAAGAAAAAAUAUAACUACUGGUGCUUCUGCUGCUUCACAGCAUCCAAUCCCUGGAGGUUACUCUGCAAAUUGUGAAUCACCAACAGGCAGCAAGGAGGAACUGAAUUCGAAGGAAAGCAUGGAUUCUGACGACGGAGACGGAAAAAGCAACAACUUGGCUUUGGCUUGUCCUUACUUCAGGAAUGAGAUUGGAGGAGAAGGGGAGAGACGCAUUGCACUUUCCAGAGCCAACUCCUGUUCGUUUACAUGCAGCGAAAGCUGCUCCUUUGAAUCUUCACUCAGCUCUCAUUGCACUAACGCAGGUGUGUCUGUAUUAGAGGUACCACGAGAAAACCAAGCAGCAGAUCCAGAUGAACUGUACUAUGUGUUGGAAGUGGUGGAGGCAGGUUCAUUGCCUCAUGUAUCCUACUUUUACACAGAGCAUCAGAACUACUUUGGAACUGAUGAAAGCUUGGGACCUGUGGCUGUCAGCAUCCGGAGGGAGAAGCUAGAUGAAUCAAAGGAGAAGGAAGGAUUGCAGUACAACUAUCGUGUAGCAUUCCGGACAAGCGAGCUUUCUACUUUGAGAGGAGCCGUUUUGGAAGAUGCUGUAGCAUCCACUGCUCGACAUGGCACAGCUCGAGGUUUGCCCAUAAAGGAGGUGCUGGAGUAUGUGAUACCUGAAUUAAACAUCCAGUGCCUGAGAGUGGCUUCAACUUCUCCCAAAGUAAUGGAACAGCUGUUGAAACUUGAUGAGCAAGGGCUAAGCUUCCAGCAUAAAGUUGGAGUCCUUUACUGCAAAGCAGGCCAAAGCACUGAGGAAGAGAUGUACAACAAUGAGAUGGGAAGCCCAGUGUUUGAAGAGUUCCUUGAUCUCCUUGGCCACAGGGUGAGACUAAAGGGCUUCGGCAAGUACAGAGCACAGUUGGACAACAAAACUGACUCCACUGGAACUCAUUCUCUCUAUACAACAUAUAAGGAUUAUGAAAUCAUGUUCCAUGUAUCAACGAUGCUUCCAUAUACUCCCAACAACAGACAACAGCUCCUAAGGAAGAGACAUAUAGGAAAUGACAUAGUUACAAUUGUCUUUCAAGAACCAGGAGCACUUCCUUUUACACCCAGAAACAUCCGAUCCCACUUCCAACAUGUGUUUGUCAUUGUCAGAGUUCAUAAUCCAUGUACAGAAAAUGUCUGCUACAGUGUGGCUGUCUCCAGGUCUAAAGAUGUACCACCAUUUGGCCCACCCAUUCCCAAAGGAGUCACGUUUCCCAAAUCUGCAGUAUUCAGGGACUUCCUACUUGCCAAAGUUAUCAAUGCAGAAAAUGCAGCGCACAAAUCUGAGAAGUUCCGGGCAAUGGCCACCAGAACAAGGCAGGAGUAUUUGAAGGAUUUGGCAGAAAACUUUGUAACUACAGCUACAGUUGAUUCUUCUGUGAAAUUCAGCUUCAUUACACUUGGGGCAAAGAAGAAGGAGAAGACAAAACCCCGGAAGGAUGCACAGCUGUACAGCUUUGGAGCCAUGGUGUGGAAUGUUAUUGCUCGGGACUUUGGCCAGUCUAGCGAUAUUGAGUGUCUUCUUGGAAUCUCCAAUGAAUUCAUUGUGCUUGUAGAACAAGACUCCAAAAACGUAGUGUUUAAUUGCUCGUGCAGGGAUGUCAUUGGCUGGACCUCUGGAUUAAUGACUAUAAAGAUCUUUUAUGAAAGAGGAGAAUGCAUUCUGCUGUCUGCUAUGGAAAAUUGUGCAGAUGACAUCAGGGAAAUAGUACAGAGACUUGAGUUAGUGACCAGAGGCUGUGAAACAACAGAAAUGACUCUGAGAAGAAAUGGCCUUGGACAGCUAGGAUUCCAUGUUAACUUUGAAGGUAUUGUGGCAGAUGUUGAGCCAUUUGGCUUUGCAUGGAAAGCUGGCCUGAGGCAAGGGAGUCGACUAGUUGAGAUCUGCAAAGUAGCUGUGGCGACCUUGACCCACGAGCAGAUGAUAGACCUUUUACGAACGUCCGUGACAGUAAAAGUAGUGAUUAUUCAACCACAUGAAGAUGGAGCACCGAGAAGAGGCUGCUCAGAACUGUACAGGAUACCAAUGGUUGAAUACAAAGUGGACAAUGAAGGCACACCUUGCGAGUUCAAAACCCCGUUCAGAAGAAACACCACAUGGCACCGAGUAGCUACUCCUGCAGGGCAACCAGUUUCCCGGUCCUCCCCCAUACAAGGAGCAGCUGAAAGACUACAAUCUCAGCAAAUGUUGCAGCAGGUCCACACAGCUAUCCCUCGCAGUACUUCCUUUGACAGAAAGCUGCCAGAUGGCGUGAGAUCUAUGCAAGAUGUAGAAAAUGCUCAGCUCUCGCAAUCCAAUGUUGGUGAUUCCAGUCAACAUUACAGAAGCUCUCCCAGCAACCAGUCAUCUUCCAGUGAUCCGGGGCCGAGUGGCAGUAGUCAUUGGAGGCAACAAUCUGGAUAUGAUGGGUGCCAAUCACCUGUUCUACAUGAUCACCAAGGUUCCACUAGUGCACUGACAGAGUAUGAUGGGCCAAGAGAAAGAGAUGGGACGUUGGAGAGGACCAGAAGUGUUGAAGCAAGAUGGCAUGUUCCUUCAACAAAAAUGCUGAGCUCCUACAAAGGACUGCAAAGGGAAACUAUGGGCAAAGAGUCCCCAAAUAAAAUUUUACACAUUACAGAUAAUAAUUGUUCAAGCCAUUCCAGCAGUAAUACUCUCUCCAGCAAUGCCUCCAGCAAUAGCGAUGACAAGCAGUUUGGUUCAGGUGACUUAAUGGAUCCAGAAUUACUUGGAUUGACGUACAUUAAAGGGGCCUCCACCGACAGUGGGAUCGACACAAAUCCCUGUAUCCCAGCACCAUUGAUGGCCACUGUUCAUUUGACUGGAAACAGGUCGGCUGUCCAGAGCAGGGCAGAGCAGAUGGUGCAGUGGGGGGAGCACACAGAAGAUGGAGGGCCUGAAGAUGGACAAGCAAAAUCUUAUGCCGUUCACAACUAUGCUGCUGCCAUUUCCGCUGGCCUUGCCACCCAAGGAAGUACUGGUGAUCUAAGCGAGAUCUCAUCACACUCCAGUGGUUCUCAUCAUUCAGGAAGCCCAGCACCUCGUGGUUCUAAAACCAGCGGAUCGCUUGAUGCAUCAAAAGUCUACAUAGUAUCUCAGAACAAUAGUCAACAAAUGCUUGGGUCUUUAUCAGGAUCAUAUCAUUGUCAAGGUCCUGUCAACAAAUACGUUAUUGGCUGGAAGAAGUUAGACAGAAGCCCUACACUUGAGGAGUCUGAGAUGGCUGAUUGUGGAAGGAGGUUGUACGGUGAUGUAACAGAAAUAACUGGUUCCAGUCAACAUCAGGCCUUGGUACAGGAUUUGAGCCCUCUCAGUAAAUCCCAGCAAACCUUCACCAAAGAAGAGUUUCUGAAGCUGAUGCUGCCAGACAGCCCUCCUUUGGAGCAGAGGAGGAGGAAGAUUUCUGUUUCUGCGAACCUGUCACCUAGGAAGUCCUUGUAUCGCACUCUCUCAGAUGAAAGUAUAUGCAGUAACCGCCGAGGAUCUUCAUACAACAGCUCCCGAAGCUCAAUGCUUGAACAAGCACUGCCAAAUGACAUCUUAUUCAGCACCACCCCACCGUAUCACUACACCCUACCCCCACGUGCCUCACUCAGCCCCUCUGCCUCUGGCCUACGAACUGAGUUCUGGUUUUCUGAUGGAUCUCUUGUGGAUAAAUCAAGGUUCACUGAUCCUGGCUUGAUGCCUCUUCCUGAUACCGCUUCUGGCUUAGACUGGUCAAACCUUGUAGAUGCUGCACGAGCUUUUGAAGAUCAGAGGGUGGCCUCCUUCUGCACACUGAACGACAUGCAGUCAGCACAAAGCAUGGAGGGAGCUGAGGAGUUAUCUCUGCAUUUGGGCCAGGCAGACAGGAAGGAUCACCCCAAUGAUACAGGGGGAAAUACUGCAAACACUAUUACCGGGAAAGUGAAUCAGCUGGAGACUAUUCUCAUCCAACUUCAGGAUGAUCUCCGAAAGGAAAAGGAAGACAAGGCGAUGCUCCAGGCUGAAGUUCACCAUCUGCGACAUGAUAACCUGCGGCUUCAAGAAGAGUCACAAACCGCUGCCGCACAGUUACGGAAAUUUACUGAAUGGUUCUUCAACACCAUAGACAAGAAGUCCUGAUGUCCUGAUAAUGAGAACCAUAAUCAAAAGCCCGAGCUGAAAGAUUCAUUAACUCCUAGAAUGUUAUACUAAUCUGUUCAGAAAUAAGUAUAGGUGUUGUAGCUAUAAUUAUAUGUCUGGUUCUGUUCAUUCAAAUACACCACUGACAAGAAUCCAGUUAAACCCAGCGGUUGAACUUGCUAAGGGCCUCACGUAAUGUAAAAUAGAAACUUCAAAUGGUAACUUCAAUGUAAAAGGUGCUCUAUUUUUUGUAAUUAGUUUCUUUCCAUUGUCGCAGUGUUAUAGCAAUAAGACUUUAGUAAUAUCCCGCAGGGCUUUGUUUGGAAUUUAGCACUAGUAUGAUGAAGCUGGUUUAGAUACAAUUACUUUGCUGGAAUAAACAUUAGUGCCUGAAACAAGCAGUGUUCUGAUGUUUAAAGCUACACUUGCCUUUUGAAUGGCUCACUACUAAAUCUACAACUUCACUGAUUUUUGUACAGUUCACUUAAGGCUGUAGGAUCAAUGGUACACCAUUCUAUAAAGAGUGUGUACAUAGUGAGUCGGCAAGUCACUUGUACAAUGCCAAAUUUGUUUAUCUUUGUACAGAAGCUCUAAAUAAAAAGUGUCUUGUAUUUAACAAUUAUUUUAAAUUAUUUAACCUUAAAUUGUUAACUUUAAGUUUUGUUUAUCUGCACUAUGGAAAACCAGUUUGCUGUAAAUUGUGUUGUCUGUAGCUCGUCAGUACAAAGACUGUCAUGGUUUGUAGUAAAUCUAACAUUUGGAUGCUGCUAGUAUAUAAUAUUCCAUGGUUUGUACGCUUUGAGAAAUAUGUUCUUUUUAAACUAUUUCAUUUGAAAUGUUACAUACAGUUGCUUUUUUAAUAAAUGUAGGACAAAGUUAGUUGCUCAA